Molecule: messenger RNA, 423 nt
Organism: Adineta steineri
Lineage: Eukaryota; Metazoa; Rotifera; Eurotatoria; Adinetida; Adinetidae
Source: the annotation of a GenBank genome assembly
AUGCAAUCGAUUGUUAUAUUAUCCGUGUUGGUUCUCACUACUGUAGUACUUUCAGCGGCACCACCACGGUCAUCACAAAACAGGCUACCAUCAGUUAAGAAUAUGCAAUUAAGAACAAGUCUACCAGUAGCUAGAUACCGCCGAUCAAGAGCAAGUCAACCACCAGCUUGGCAACACUCAUCAAGACCAAAUCAUUUAGUUAAUGACAAUGCAUCGCGAGCAAAUCGUUGGGUUCAUAAUGAACAAGGCAAGGAUACAAGUCAACAACCUCAUGAGGGACAUCAUCAAAGAACUUCUCCUUCAACAGCACAUUUUACUCAAGAAAAUCAAGUCAAAACUGAUCAAAAACAAGGAAAGCGCCAGAAACGUGCAUUCAUGCUGGAUAAAAAAACCAAAGUUGCCUAUUUUCAUCACGCUAAUUAA